AUGGAGCGAGACAGGGAGAGCAAUGAGUAUGGCAGAUCUCUUCGCUAUGAAAACGAAGACACCACUCCGACCAGCGAUCGUGAGCUGAAAGGGUGGUAUUCGUACGGCCUGGCUGCCGAGAUCUUUGCUGUGGCUGGUGUUGGUUCAUUUCUUCCAGUCACUCUAGAGCAGCUUGCAAAAGAGCGAGGUGUUCUACGAUCGGAUCAUGUCACUCCAUGCUGGAAACCCAAGUCCGCUGUGGCUGAGACUUCACACCUACUCUUGCGAGCUGUUAGCCGCGCUACCAACGACAAGAAUGAGAGUCAAUGUGUGAUCCAACCCUUUGGCAAAGACAUCUCGACAGCCUCGUUCGCCAUGUACACUUUUUCAAUUGCCGUCCUAGUGCAGGCGAUUGUACUCAUAUCCUUUAGUUCCGUCGCUGAUCAUGGCACGUAUCGUAAGAAGCUCCUGCUGGCCUUCGGGUGUGUUGGCUCUGUCUCAAGUAUGCUGUUCAUCGUGGUCGCUCCCAGCAUCUAUCUUCUAGGAUCUGUUCUGGUCAUCCUGGGUGUGGCAUCACUUGGCUCUUCGUUCGUCUUGUUGAACUCUUUCCUUCCACUCUUGGCCAGCAAUCAUCCAUCCGUUCUCUCCGCAGAAGGACAAGCCGGGUCACCCUCGGCAACUGUGAAUAUGGUUGAGCCUGACGGAUCGUAUUCACCGGCGCCUGGCGAUCACCAAUCUGACAAGCAAACGUCUCCUGCUCUGGCACUUUCGAACAAGAUCUCUGCCAAGGGUGUGGGACUCGGCUAUAUCGCCGCAGUACUGGUCCAGGUAUGCAGUAUCGGACUACUCUUCGGUCUAGGUAAGGUAAACUUCUCCUCUCAAUCGAUCCCCCUUCGAGUGGUGUUGCUAUUCGUAGGUGUGUGUUGGGCUGUUGGUGCCAUUCCUGGCGCUCUUUGGCUGCGCGACCGCCCCGGACCGCCGCUCAGGACUCUCAACACUAGACGUGGCAAAGCAGGACAGGUGUUGGCAUACUUUGUUUUCGCUUGGGCGUCGGUCUGGCAGACUGUCAAGCAAGCGACCAAGCUACGUCAGACAGUCAUUUUCUUGAUCGCGUGGUUCUUGCUCUCGGAUUCCAUCGCGACUGUAUCAGGCACAGCCAUUCUCUUUGCUCGGACUGAGCUCAAGAUGAGCACUGUACAGAUCGCUAUUCUCUCAAUCACGGCUACAUCGUCUGGUAUCGCUGGAGCAUUCAUAUGGCCAAUCAUCUCACGCCGAUUUCGUCUACACACUCAGCAGACUAUCAUAGGAUGUGUCCUACUCAUGGAAAUAAUUCCGAUCUACGGCCUGAUCGGAUACCUGCCCUUCGUCCAAUCCUGGGGCGUUGGAGGUCUACAGCAAGCCUGGGAGAUCUAUCCUCUAGGUGUCGUGCAUGGUUUCGUCAUGGGUGGAUUAUCCUCUUACUGUCGUUCCUUCUAUGGCCUUCUCAUUCCUCCAGGCAGCGAAGCAGCUUUCUAUGCUCUAUAUGCUGUCACGGACAAAGGGAGCUCAGCCAUUGGUCCUGCUAUUGUGGGCUGGAUUGUUGAUGUUGCUGGCACUAUCCGACCUGCGUUUGCAUUCUUGGCCGUAUUGAUCGCGCUGCCAAUUCCUCUCAUCUACAUUAUCGAUACCGAGAAGGGCAGGGCUGACGCGCUGGCUAUGGCUGGUAUGAGAACAAGUUAUGAUCAAGAUGCUAGAGAUCGUGGUAGCGAAGAUGAGGAUGCCCAGCCGUUCCUGGCCCAGCAUGAUCGCAAUGACUGA
Molecule: messenger RNA, 1776 nt
Organism: Aureobasidium namibiae CBS 147.97
Lineage: Eukaryota; Fungi; Ascomycota; Dothideomycetes; Dothideales; Saccotheciaceae
Product: MFS general substrate transporter
Exons: 3
Coding region: 1-1776 (591 amino acids)
Biological process (GO): amino acid transmembrane export from vacuole
Source: RefSeq, a predicted model, not a curated record